UAUCCUUCUAUUUGGCCACCACUCCACUCCGGAUAGCGCGAGAGCUGCGCGCAUCACCAUGGCCGCUUCUUCCUCUCUCUCCGCCACUCUCGCCUUCCUCCCUCUUCGCCACUCCUCUUCCGUCUCUCCUAACCCCAAGCUCGCACUUGAGCUCCCUCUCCACACGCCCGGCCCCAGGUCUCUUCCUAGUAUCCGCUCCCGCGCGCCCUCUUCUUCUUUCCGCGUCUUCGCUGCCCCGGAGGUUGUUGAGUCCCAAGGAAACCUUGGAUGCUUUAGAAGGUUUCCACUGAAUUUGAGGUUUGGUGUUGCAGGAGAUGAGGUUCCGGAGCCAUCUGUUAUUAUCAGUGAUGCUGAUAAGCUAGCCCCCAAGCAAAAGAUUAGGAUAAAGCUGAGGUCGUACUGGGUACCCCUGAUCGAGGACUCAUGCAAACAGAUCAUGGAUGCUGCUCGGACCACCAACGCCAAAACCAUGGGCCCUGUGCCAUUGCCAACCAAGAGGAGGGUAUACUGUGUUCUCAAGUCACCUCACGUCCACAAGGAUGCGCGGUUCCACUUUGAAAUCCGAACACAUCAGCGCUUGAUUGAUAUUUUGCACCCGACAGCCCAGACAAUCGACUCUCUAAUGCAACUCGACCUCCCGGCCGGAGUCGAUGUGGAGGUUAAGCUCUAAUCUUAAUUAUCAGUUAAAUCUUUACUUGUAUUUUUCCACCUGUUUUUGCUAUGUUACUUGUAUUCUGUCAGUAGCUGACACUAGUUUUUGGCAUGUUCAAAGACCUCACUCAGAAAAAAAGACCGGCAUUUUUAUUCCGUUAAUAUAAAUCAUCGUCGUAUCUUGGGAAUUUAUAGUA
Messenger RNA from Dioscorea cayenensis subsp. rotundata (Guinea yam), 848 nucleotides. RefSeq names its product 30S ribosomal protein S10, chloroplastic. Bases 59 to 670 code for a protein of 203 amino acids. Gene Ontology annotation, biological process: translation. The transcript has 3 exons. The record is from RefSeq and is a predicted model, not a curated record. NCBI's taxonomy places the organism in Eukaryota, Viridiplantae, Streptophyta, Magnoliopsida, Dioscoreales, Dioscoreaceae. Gene Ontology annotation, molecular function: structural constituent of ribosome; RNA binding. Gene Ontology annotation, cellular component: small ribosomal subunit; ribosome; mitochondrion.